AUGUCUCUCGUCGCUAUGGAUGUAGAAUCCGACGCCUUCGAGGUCGAGCCGCCAUCUACAAUCACGAGGACCACCUCGUGGGCUUCGAUGCCGGCUGAAGUACGCCAAUUAAUACUUGGCUUUGUGUGCUUGCCUAAGCCAUGGGAGCAAUGCAACGGCCUGGGCUUCCCAAAAGUGGCCCGAUUCGCUUCGGUGUGCUUGGAAUGGCAAGCCUUCUUUGAGGCCCGUCUAUUCCGGCGCCUUGUUCUUAAUCCCGACUCUGUCGACGCUUUUGACGCAAUCGUCAGACGAGAUGGCGUUCGUUUGAGGUAUAUCCAGAAGCUCUGGCUUCGAGUCGAUCUCUCAAACUACGAGUGCCCCAAUUGCGAUAGAUCAGAGGACUUGGUAACACAGCGUGGCAACAACAUGAUAUUCUCAACAUGUAUUCAGACCCUACUCGGAACCCUCCAACUCUGGAAUCCGGCGAGGCAUGGGGCUCAAGGAGUGGAACUGAUGUUGUCUGCUUCCUCGCCCAGCGAUACAAAGCAUCGGUUUAAUCGAUGCGACAUGAAGGAUAAUUAUCCAUUUCACUACGCCGAAGACCUAGACCUUGCGGGUGGUAUUGUGGACUUCCACCGGACGAAUAAGGGGGGCUCGAUUGGCCUUCUUCAUCUCAACAGAUUUCUGCCGUCGAGUAAUAAGCAUAUCAACCGGUUUCAGGGAACUCCGCUCUGUUUGCAACCACAAAAUGGUAAUCUAGGCCGUUUUACCAGUCAAUCCAAGGAUCUUCCUGCCGUCCCCAUGAUCAAAGGUCUGGUUAUGCGCAGACAGUUUCCCAGGGACAUUAACGUCAGGACGCUGUCAUGGUUAAUUGGCCGAAGCUUUGUGGCCUUGGAGUGGUUCCGCUUCGAACGAACUAUUUCGCUGGAGCCUCAUGUGCAACUUUACUUUGAUCGAGGUAUGGAGCGCAGACCAAUAGCUAUGGCGAGCGUCCGACAGCACUUACUGCCCUCCUUGCCAAAAACACUACGCCAGCUCUCCUUCACACAAUGGGAAAUCCCCGCAAAUGAGCGCAGAUACGUAGCAAAAACCCUCGGAACCGAGAUCUCUCCACAUGCUCUGGCCUAUUUGCCUCAAGAGAUGGCGAAGCUUUCUCAGAGAUUAGAAGCAUUAUGCCCACCAUGGCAGAUGGACACAGCUUCCUUUCUUCGGUCUAUUGUUGAACUAAAUGUCUCGCCUAUGAUGGUUGAAAGCUCCCUAAAACGCCUUAGUCUGCGCUGUACCCUAUCGACACCAGAAAGAAGCAGACAAGAGUUUGAAACGCUGAUAAUCCUCGCGGCCAAAGCGGCUUUGUCACUUCCUCAACUGAAAAUCAUCGAGCUUUGGGGUAUCUGCCGUGCCAAAGAGGAAAGCUGCGCAUACGUCUUCCGAUACUGUUAUGAAGAUGGUCGACCCAGGAUUGUCUGGAGAAGCUCUGGAGCGGCUAUGGGAGCUCGAAAACGGAUCAUCGCUGAGUGGAGUGAAGUGGCUCAGAAACAAUCGCAUUCAGCUCUCGCAUACGACGUCGUCCCCUUCGGAGAGAGCAGCAUGAAAAUAUUCAAGUCUCGCGGGACUUGCAUAUAUCGACAUCUGCUGCUCAAAGAUUUAAUGUUUGACCCGAUCACGCAGAAAAUCCUGGAGAACGAGCCUUACGGCUGGAUGUUGGAUGAGGAGAGUGAUGCAUCGCAGCAAGGUGCUCCUCUCGAUUUUCUCCAGAAUCAUCAAUGGUAG
This is a messenger RNA of Trichoderma atroviride IMI 206040, 1749 nucleotides long. RefSeq lists its product as uncharacterized. Lineage: Eukaryota; Fungi; Ascomycota; Sordariomycetes; Hypocreales; Hypocreaceae. The record is from RefSeq and is a predicted model, not a curated record.